AGAAAACCGUCAAAAGAAACCCAGCACCGUCAAUCAAUUCUCCCCGCUUACCACGCAUGUAACAAACUGACAUAGUCUUCAUUUUUAAACCAUCACCUUCAUUUCUUCAUCCCUUCAAAAUCUAUUACCUAGUAAUACAAAACACCGAACAACAACCCCUCCUCAACAAGCAACAACUAGAUAACCAACCCCACGGCCACCCCUCAUGCCAGCCCCAACCCCAACCCCAAUCCCCAUCCCCAUCCCCAUCCAAUCCUUCGCCCAAACCCAACAACAACUCCUCCUCGCAGAACAUGAAGCCGAAGUCUCCUCGUCCCCGCUCUCCACAUCAAUCGCACAAUCAGGCGGCGUGUCCGCUUCAACACGUCGCACCUUACAAGUUGCCGGAUACGCCCUCACAGGCCUGGUUCUCGUCAACACUCGGACGGGCAUGGGCGGGCGUGAGGUAGGCGAAUUUGGAGUGGAUAGUGCAAUUGGGUCUGGCGCGAGGGGUGGUAAGGAUGGCGAGGGAGCCGGUGGGGGUGGUGAUGGGGGCGCGGAGAGGUUGGGGGCUCAUGGGAUGAGGGUGGGUGAUAUAGUGAGGGUUGAGGAUGUGGCUGCGGGUGCUCGUGGUGGUGCUGGUUCUGGUAGGGCGAAAGGAGCAAAGGAGGAGGAGGGGAGGAAAGGUAGGGCGCUGGAAGGGGUGGUGACGAGGGUUGGGGAGAGGAGCGUUUGGGUUGCGUUUGGGGGACAGGGAGGUGCUGCUGGAAAGGGCAGAGAUGAGGAGUCUGUGGAGGAUCUUUGGGGGAAGAAGGUUUGGAUGGUGAAAUUGGCGAACGAUGUUACCUACCGAAGGAUGAAGCAAACGAUGACCAAAAUGGAGAACAUGACGGAGUCAGACUACACAUAUUUCAUGAGGGUUGUUUUUGGGCAUACGGCGCCCUCCCCUGUGGAUCUGAGUUCUCUUGGAACAAUCGAGUUCAUCGACUCUACGCUAAACGACUCACAAAGAGAAGCAGUUCGAUUUGCGCUUGCAUCGAGAGAAAUCGCACUCAUUCAUGGCCCACCAGGCACUGGGAAAACAUACACUCUGAUAGAACUGAUUCUGCAACUUCUUCGCCAGAAUCUCCGGAUCUUAGUUUGCGGCCCGUCAAACGUCUCAGUGGACAAUAUUGUCGAACGGCUGGCUCCACAUAAAGUGCCACUGGUUAGAAUUGGACAUCCCGCCCGUCUUCUAUCUACUGUUUUAGAUCACUCUUUGGAGGUUUUAAUUCAAACAUCAGAUGCUGCCGCCAUUGUCAAAGACGUCAGGAAGGACAUCGAAACCAAACAGGCCAGCAUACGCAAGACAAGGAGCGGCAGGGAGCGGAGAGAGAUCUACAGAGAUCUAAAGGAACUACGCAAGGAGUUCCGAGAACGGGAAUCUAAAUGCGUCGGUAAUCUUGUUACGGAGAGCAAAGUGGUACUGGCAACACUGCAUGGUGCUGGUGGGCAUCAGCUAAGAAACCAGAAAUUCGACGUUGUGAUUAUUGACGAGGCAAGCCAGGCAUUGGAAGCUCAAUGUUGGGUUCCUCUGCUGUCUGCUUCCAAGGCAAUAUUGGCUGGCGACCACCUGCAGUUGCCUCCAACCAUCAAGUCUGUGACGUCGAAAUCUAGCGGGACAGUAGGGAACGGAAUGUCGGCAAGUGACGAAAUAUCUGCCCCAAAUGCCGACAAGGGUAACAAUAUAGGGCAGCAUAAGGCGACAAAGAAGGCGACGCUCGAAAUGACACUAUUUGAUCGUUUGCUGUCACUGCAUGGUCCCGCCAUCAAACGGAUGCUAACAACUCAGUAUCGGAUGCACGAGAAAAUCAUGCAAUUUCCUUCGCAGGAACUUUACGAAGCAAAGCUCAUCGCUGCAGACGCAGUGAAACUACGAUUGCUUAAGGAUUUGCCUUACGAAGUUGAAGAGUCUGAUGACACGCGGGAGCCUCUAGUAUUCUAUGAUACCCAGGGCGGGGAUUUCCCUGAGCGAGCCGAGGAACCUGUCGUGGCGGCAAAGCAGAAGCAGAUCUCCAUGUUUGUCGAGAGUAAAAGCAAUGAUUUGGAAGCCGUGCUGGUGGGUAGACACGUUGAGAAUCUGGUUGCGACGGGGGUGAAACCGGAAGACAUCGCUGUUGUUACUCCGUACAAUGCGCAGCUGGCUUUAUUGUCCAACAUGCUGAAGGACAAGUAUCCUGGACUAGAAUUGGGGAGCGUGGAUGGGUUUCAGGGACGGGAGAAGGAGGCUGUAGUCGUGAGUCUUGUGCGUAGCAAUCCAGAGCACGAAGUUGGGUUUCUCGCUGAGAAGAGGCGAUUAAAUGUUGCCAUGACCCGGCCCAAGCGUCAUUUGUGCGUGUGUGGUGAUUCUGAAACGAUUCGUCGUGGCAGCCAAUUCCUACGACGCUGGAUGGAUUUCUUGGAGGAAAAUGCCGAUCUGCGAUACCCCGACGCUGGCGAUUAUAUGCAAUCCUAAAGAGCGGAGCAUAAAUCCGAGAAACGCGAGUUUCCCUCAAAGCGACGAACUCCACAAAUUUUCAGACCACUUUUCACGAUAAUGUAGCAUGCAAAAAUGCUUCUCAGGGCGAGAAACCUGCGGAUUGGCUAGAGCACAGGGCUGACUGCCGCACGAGUUUUGGGAGGUGAAAGCCUUCCCCUAGGAUAGCUGUGUUAUUCUUUGGAGGAGCAUGUCACAGACCCGAUUCUCUAGCACGACCAUCAGCCCGUCGGAAUUGAUGUAUGAAUAUCUUUGUUGACGGCUCUGCAGCAAUAUGCGGCUUGUAGGCCAUCCGUGGACGGGGUGGGUUGUUGGUGUCCUUUUUGAUGUAUGUGACAUACAGGAACCCCACAGUAUACUUGUAUGUCAAUUGCAAGCGUCAAAAAUGAGAGCACCCUUGGGCGGCACGGAUUGAGCGGAGCUUAUUAGCCAUUAGAAAGUCGUUAUUGAUCAAGUAAUCUACCAUCCAGUGUAGUUGGGUAUACACUGAUAUUGAUAACCCAGACAAACGCAUCCCGAGCGACACGCGUUGUGUAGCACAGAUUGGAGCAGAUAAAAGCAAACCCUCUAUCUCUCGGGCGUUUGGAGAAGCAAACCCGCAUCCAAUCAACCUACCAGGAGCCCCGAGAGUGCCAUAUAUAGGCUCGAAAAACUUCGCUGCGGACGUAAAUGGUCGACAGUAAUGUUUGGAGUCGACAGUUUGCUCAGCUAUAUACCUAGGGCAAAUAUUUGGUCUCGUAGCUCUAGCAAGUCCAUGCAUGAAGGUAAUACCUGGAGUUGGGUGGGGAGUUAAUUGUGAUACUAAAGGAAAACCAAAGGCAUUCAAGGGUUAAACACCACUUAGGAAAAUAUCCUAAACGUUUUCCAUUCAGUCAUUCUGAUGAGCCCCUACUUUCCAAUAAAAAUCAUCAAACCGUUUUAAGUAUGAAACAUGUUCCGCAUUUACGCAAGUCUUGUGUGUGUGUAGGAGGAAGUAUGUAGUAGAUCUUGCCAUAAAAGUGGUCGCGCGGCCUCGAAAUGGUGGGGUGCCAGUGGAGGUCGGCACAGCUUCCCUGUCCGGAAAUAAUAAGAAAAAAUAAGACAUGGUGCAUUUGACCAGAGUGCGUGGCGAGACAUUUUCUCUGAAUCGCCAUUCCUGCAUACACACACCAUGGCCGAUACCGAAUGAUUGAGGUCCCCUCAAUCUAAGCAGUAGUUGCUUGAUGGCCAAGUUGACAAACUGCGUACAGCGGAACACGCUGAGUGAACUA
This is a messenger RNA of Blastomyces dermatitidis ER-3, 3744 nucleotides long. Its product is annotated as DNA helicase. The transcript has 5 exons. Gene Ontology annotation, molecular function: 5'-3' DNA helicase activity; ATP hydrolysis activity. The record is from RefSeq and is a predicted model, not a curated record. NCBI's taxonomy places the organism in Eukaryota, Fungi, Ascomycota, Eurotiomycetes, Onygenales, Ajellomycetaceae. Bases 206 to 2473 code for a protein of 755 amino acids.